AUGGCCGGGAGGGGAGGCUCCUCACGCGAGCUGCGCCAGCAGCAGCAGCGGUAUUCCCCUGCCAGCAGCUACGGCAGAGGCUACAGUGGUGGCGGCACCAGCCCGCAGGGCGUGAACGCUGGGUUUGGGGCGGCCAGCGGCAAGCUGUUUGGGCGUGGUGCAGAGGCGGUGUCAUUUGACAGAGACAAGGAGAAGGGGCUGUGGAAGCAGCAGCCACAGCCACAUCACAUGACGGCCAGGCCGCCGCCAGUCACGGCAGAGCACCUGCCCUCCAGCCCACCGCUGGGCAGGCCGCCGGUGUCAGUAGAGCGGCUGGAACGAGCCGGCUCCCUGGCAGAGCAAGAUAUGGAUGCGGCAGGGUCGAGGGCAGGAGCAGCAGGCAGCCCAGAGGCAGGGGAUGAGGCGGUGUUUGCAGUCGCUGCUUGUAGUCCAGGUGGUGGGCUUGCUAGCCGUGCCAGCAGUUCAGCCAGCAGCUGCAGCAGUGACUUGGGCUGGGCUGGCGUGCUGGCAGACGCGGCGGCAGCAGAGUCUUCUGCAGGCGGCGGCAGCAGCUUGGCCGCGGAGAAUAGCGGUGGCUCCGUCACGGGUGCAGGCAGUGCUCCGGGGUCUGGCAGCAUCGGCAGCCCAGCCAGCUCGGGGGAGCCUGCCUCCCCCUCUGGGUGCCGAACCUGGUGGCCAGUGUCGGAGGCCGCCCUGCAGUCGCCCGAGCUAGUGGCGGUGGUGCAGCAGACGGAGCCGGCGCUACUGCCGGGCGCUGCGCCACCUGUGCAGCUGUCCAUCCGGCUGGAAAGGAUGUCGCUGACUGAUCGGGAGGCUCAGAUGCUAGCUGAAUGGUGCUGCCAGGAGGCGUGCGGCACCGCAUCCGUCCGCAAGCUGUGGUUGUUUGACAACCGCCUGGGCGACGAGGGGGCUGUGCAGGUGGCCCGCAUCCUGGAGAAACACCCCGGCAUGGUGGAGGUGCAUUUGUCGCACAACCUGAUGACGCUGCAGGGGGCGGCCGUGCUGCUGGAAGCGCUGGCUGUGCCCAUUGCGGCAGCUGCAGAGCCAGCUGCUGGCAGCAACACCAGCAGUUGUAGCGCUGAACCUGAGGACGCAGGUGUGGAGGCACUCGGCUCGGAGGCAGCGGCAGGAGAGGGGGCAUCUGCUGCCGGUUUUGGCAGCAAUGGCGGCGCGCCUCCACCAGGCUCCCGCCGCCCUCUGUGGCUGCGCCUGGAGUGGAACCGAAUCUCGCUGGAGGGGCUGGUGCAGGUGCUGGAAGAGCUGCACAUGCGGCGGGGGCUGGUGGUUGACGUGCCCACCGCCAUUCGGCCCGAUGCAACCCCCUCGCUGCCCGAUCUGCCCCCCUACCUGCAAUCGGCGGCAGUGGCGACUCCCGCGGGCGCCGCUGCCGUGCCCGCUAGCCGCGGCUCGCGCAACGCGCUGCAGUUCCUGGUUCAGGCCUGCCAUGCCCGCCUGCCGUGGGUCAGCUGCCAGUACCAGCUCCCCUCGGAGGCGGCAGUCCUCAAGGCCGCACGUCGCGGCUGGAGCCAGCAGCGCCUGCAGCAGGCGCAGCCUGCCGCUGAUGCUGCGCCUGCUGCUUCCAGCAGCAGCCAGUCGACGGCCGAGAGUGUAGCAUCGCCGCUGCAGCCACCGCCACCACCUGCCAUGCCCGCCACCCCAGCGGGCAGCGGGCCGCUGCUGCUCUUCCCAGACACAUCCGCCCUGCUGCCCAUGCUGGGAGCAGGCGCCAACGUCUCCAUCCCCACCUUUCUCACUCUCGACCUGCUGGGCCAGCUGGCGCAGCAGGGGCGCUUUGGGCGCAGUCUACCCGCCCAUGAGCAGGUGUUCCUGGUGGUGACCGACUCGGUGCUGAAGCAGCUGGAUGGGCUGAAGAAUGACGGGGCGGUGCGCCCCGCGAUACGCCGCUUCCUGGGGCAGGGCCUGGACGCCUACGGCCCGGCUGGCGCCGACUUCCUGACUGUGCUGGGCUCCCACGAGGGCGAGGGGCUGGUUGUGGAGCACGACGCGGCGGUGGCGGGCAGCCGCAGCGUGGAUGUGGGGACCAAGGGGCAGCGGGCAGACCACAGGAUUGUUGAGGUGGCGCUCUUCUUCCAGCGGGAGGUUUGCGGCAGCGGCAGCAGCAGCAGCAGCGCUAUCGACGAGGUCUCCAGCACGAACGGCAGCGGCGGAGAGGGUGCCAGCAGCGCCGCAAACAGGCCGCUCACGGCUGCCUCCUUCCCCGUGCUGCUUUUGAGCGGCGACAACGCGCAGGGCCGGCUGCAGGCGGCGUUUGAGCGGCGGCAGCCGCUGACGGCCUCGCUGCUGCGCUCCUGCCUGGGGGCUGCGGCUGUUGCAGGCUUGGCCGAGAGGGCGGCGGUGCGUAGCCUCCAGUCUGAGUUUGACGACGUUGUGGCUGCACUGGAGGCUGCCACCGCUGCCCUGGCAGCCAGUCAGCAGCAGCUGGAGGCGGUGUCUGCGGUAGCUGCUGCUGGAGGGGUGGGCGAUGCUGAGCCAGCCAUGGCAGCAGUGCAGCGGGCGCUGGCGUCGCCGGUGGUAGACGGCGGUCUACAGCAGCUGGUGCCCGCGCUGCAGGCACGACUGGCUGACUGGCAAGGCCUGGUGCGCAGCCAUCAGGAUCCGUCCCGCCUGCGACGCUGGGCCAGCAACAGCGGCGGCGGCUGA
Messenger RNA from Chlorella variabilis, 2661 nucleotides. RefSeq lists its product as hypothetical. The record is from RefSeq and is a predicted model, not a curated record. The transcript has 13 exons. NCBI's taxonomy places the organism in Eukaryota, Viridiplantae, Chlorophyta, Trebouxiophyceae, Chlorellales, Chlorellaceae. The coding region runs from base 1 to 2661 and encodes 886 amino acids.